Molecule: messenger RNA, 1077 nt
Organism: Fusarium pseudograminearum CS3096
Lineage: Eukaryota; Fungi; Ascomycota; Sordariomycetes; Hypocreales; Nectriaceae
Exons: 1
Coding region: 1-1077 (358 amino acids)
Biological process (GO): response to reactive oxygen species; cellular response to oxidative stress; hydrogen peroxide catabolic process
Molecular function (GO): heme binding; peroxidase activity
Source: RefSeq, a predicted model, not a curated record
AUGGCCUCUGCUACCCGACAGUUUGCCCGCGCGGCCACUCGUGCCACUCGCAAUGGCUUCGCUAUUGCUCCCCGACAGGUCAUCCGCCAGCAGGGUCGCCGCUACUACUCUUCCGAGCCCGCACAGAAGUCCUCUUCGGCAUGGGUUUGGUUGACAGGUGCUGCCGUUGCUGGAGGUGCUGGUUACUACUUCUACGGCAACAGUGCUUCUUCUGCUACCGCCAAGGUCUUCAACCCUAGCAAGGAGGACUACCAAAAGGUUUACAACGAGAUUGCCGCUCGCUUGGAGGAGAAGGACGACUACGACGAUGGCAGCUACGGUCCUGUUCUAGUUCGCCUUGCCUGGCACGCCAGUGGCACCUACGACAAGGAGACUGGUACUGGUGGCAGCAAUGGAGCUACCAUGCGAUUCGCUCCUGAGUCUGACCACGGUGCCAACGCCGGUCUGGCCGCUGCCCGUAACUUCCUUCAGCCUGUCAAGGAGAAGUUCCCUUGGAUCACCUACUCGGAUCUCUGGAUCCUUGCCGGCGUUUGUGCUAUCCAGGAGAUGCUGGGUCCCGCUAUCCCUUACCGACCUGGCCGUUCCGACCGCGAUGUCUCUGGCUGCACACCCGAUGGCCGUCUUCCUGACGCUUCCAAGCGCCAGGAUCAUCUCCGCGGUAUCUUUGGCCGCAUGGGUUUCAACGAUCAAGAAAUCGUUGCCCUCUCUGGUGCCCACGCUCUAGGCCGAUGUCACACUGAUCGUUCCGGCUUCAGUGGCCCUUGGACUUUCUCCCCCACUGUCCUGACCAACGACUACUUCCGUCUUCUCGUUGAGGAGAAGUGGCAGUGGAAGAAGUGGAACGGCCCUGCUCAGUACGAGGACAAGUCCACCAAGUCUCUCAUGAUGCUUCCCAGCGACAUUGCUCUUAUUGAGGACAAGAAGUUCAAGCCUUGGGUUGAGAAGUACGCCAAGGACAACGACGCUUUCUUCAAGGACUUCUCCAACGUCGUCCUCCGACUAUUUGAGCUCGGCGUUCCUUUUGCCCAGGGUACUGAGAACCAGCGAUGGACCUUCAAGCCCACCCACCAGGAAUAA